GAUGAUUUUAUUCAACCGAGUGAGUUAUUUUGUUUCCUUGUUUGCUACAGUUUCCUGCGUGUGUCUGACUCAACUAUAUAAGAACACCUUCUUCAGAGGUGGGGAUCUAGCUGCCAUCUACACCCCAGAUGCCCAGCACUGUCAGAAGAUGUGCACAUUUCACCCCAGGUGCCUGCUGUUCAGCUUUCUUGCUGUGACUCCACCCAAAGAGACAGAUAAAAGGUUUGGUUGCUUCAUGAAAGAGAGCAUUACAGGGACUUUGCCAAGACUACACCGGACAGGGGCCAUUUCUGGUCAUUCUUUGAAGCAGUGUGGCAGCCACAUAAGUGCUUGCCACCGAGACAUAUACGAAGGACUUGAUAUGAGAGGGUCCAACUUUAAUAUAUCCAAGACCGACAAUAUUGAGGAAUGCCAGAAACUGUGCACAAAUAAUAUUCACUGUCAAUUUUUCACAUAUGCUACAGAUGCAUUUCAUACACCAGAGUACCGGAAGAACUGCCUGCUGAAGCAUAGUUCAAGUGGAACACCCACCGGCAUAAAGUCAGUGAACAACCUGGUGUCCGGAUUCUCACUGAAGUCCUGUGCGCUGUCAGAGAUGGGUUGCCCCAUGGAUAUUUUCCAGCACUUUGCCUUUCCAGACCUGAAUAUAAGCCAGGUCGUCACCCCAGAUGCCUUUGUGUGCCGCACCAUCUGCACCUUCCAUCCCAACUGCCUUUUCUUCACGUUCUACACGAGUGAAUGGCAGACAGAAUCAGAGAGAAAUGUUUGUUUUCUUAAGACAUCAAAAAGUGGAAGACCAAGUCCCCCUAUUCCUCAAGAAAAUGCUGUAUCUGGAUACAGUCUCCUUACCUGCAGAAAAGCUCGCCCUGAACCCUGCCAUUCCAAACUUUACUCUGGAGUUGACUUUGAAGGGGAAGAACUGAAUGUGACCUUUGUGCAAGGAGUGGAUGUAUGCCAAGAGACUUGUACAAAGACAAUCCGCUGUCAGUUUUUUACUUACUCGUUACUCCCUCAAGACUGCAAGGAGGAGGGAUGUAAAUGUUCAUUAAGGUUAUCCAGGGAUGGCUCUCCAACUAAAAUCACCUACGGGAUACAGGGGAGCUCUGGUUAUUCUCUGAGAUUGUGUAAAGUUGUGGACAGCUCUGACUGUACAACAAAAAUAAAUGCACGAAUUGUGGGAGGAACAAACUCUUCUUUAGGGGAGUGGCCAUGGCAGGUCAGCCUGCAAGUGAAGCUGGUAUCUCAGAACCAUUUAUGUGGUGGGUCCAUCAUUGGACGCCAAUGGAUACUGACGGCUGCCCAUUGCUUUGAUGGGAUUCCCUAUCCAGAUGUGUGGCGUAUAUAUGGCGGCAUUCUUAAUUUGUCCGAGAUUACGAAAGAAACUCCUUCCUCAAGAAUAAAGGAGCUUAUUAUUCAUCAGAAAUACAAAAUCUCAGAAGGCGGUUAUGAUAUUGCCUUAUUAAAGCUUCAGACACCCCUGAAUUAUACUGAAUUCCAAAAGCCAAUAUGCCUGCCUUCUAAAGCUGACACAAAUACAAUUUAUACCAACUGCUGGGUGACUGGAUGGGGCUAUACGAAGGAACGAGGUGAAACCCAAAAUAUUCUACAAAAGGCAACUAUUCCUUUGGUACCAAAUGAAGAAUGCCAGAAAAAAUACAGAGAUUAUGUUAUAACCAAGCAGAUGAUCUGUGCUGGCUACAAAGAAGGUGGAACAGACGCUUGUAAGGGAGAUUCCGGUGGCCCCUUAGUCUGUAAACACAGUGGAAGGUGGCAGUUGGUGGGUAUCACCAGCUGGGGCGAAGGCUGUGCCCGCAGGGAGCAACCAGGAGUCUACACCAAAGUUGCUGAGUACAUGGACUGGAUAUUGGAGAAGACACAGAGCAGCGACGAGACUUCUCCAGCAUGAGGAGGUUGGGUACUGAGAAGAGCCCAGCUUUACCACCUGCCCUCAAGUCAAACUAGAGUUCCAGAAGUCUCGUCUGCAAAAUGUUGAUAAUGGUGUCUACCUCACAUCCUUAUCAUAGGAUUAAAAAUCCAAAUGUAGAUGCAGUUGCUGAAGACAGCACCUUGCUCAAGUGUGUUUCCUGUCUUGAGUAACAGGAGCUCCAAUGGGAAUUAUCCAACAAUCACCAAGCUUGUUAGAAAAUAAAAUGGUCAAAGGGUUUUUAUUAGGUAGUAAAAUGUCUAGACGUGAAGCAGUUGAAAACAUGAUUCAGAGCACAGUCCUUGGGACCAUUCUCAUGGAACGGUUGACUCCGGACCUCAGCAGACCUCAGAGCUCCUUAUCUUCUGACCACUUCUGACAUUUGUAUAUUAGAACCUGAUGCUAUACUUUCAUGUGGAGCAAA
This is a messenger RNA of Mastomys coucha (southern multimammate mouse), 2348 nucleotides long. It is a transcript of the gene Klkb1, whose product is annotated as kallikrein B1. The transcript has 14 exons. Gene Ontology annotation, biological process: proteolysis. Gene Ontology annotation, molecular function: protein binding; serine-type endopeptidase activity. Gene Ontology annotation, cellular component: extracellular region. Bases 2 to 1906 code for a protein of 634 amino acids. Lineage: Eukaryota; Metazoa; Chordata; Mammalia; Rodentia; Muridae. The record is from RefSeq and is a predicted model, not a curated record.